This is a messenger RNA of Aspergillus niger, 747 nucleotides long. RefSeq lists its product as uncharacterized. Lineage: Eukaryota; Fungi; Ascomycota; Eurotiomycetes; Eurotiales; Aspergillaceae. The transcript has 3 exons. The record is from RefSeq and is a predicted model, not a curated record. The coding region runs from base 1 to 747 and encodes 248 amino acids.
AUGGACACAGCAGCCCUCCUCAACUCAGUAACCUGGCAAAACACCCUGCUCUUCGCAGGAGGGGCCUACAUCAUCCUGAACCUGAAGGGUCUCCCUUUCGUCUGGCACGUCCGCCUCCUCAACUGCCUCAAAGAACACAUCAUCCUCAACCGUGCCCGUCAAGUGGUCAUAACCACCCAUGGCCCCCAAUCCCUCUUCUACCCGGUCAUUACGACAUCCUCCACCCCGCUACUCGAAAUUGACUACAAUAUGCACAAGUCCAACGCAACCUACUUCACCGACCUAGACAUCAACCGCGUGCACUUGAUCUCCAGUUUAUUCAAAGACCAGCUCGCGCUGGGGUUCUCCGGCGGAGAGCUGAACAUCGCACUCGGAUCCACAGCAUGUGUCUUUAAGAGAGAGAUAAAACCAUACCAAGCGUAUGAGAUCCAUACGAGAUUGUUAAGUUGGGAUGAGAAAUGGGUGUAUUUCGUUAGUCAUUUUGUCAAGACCGGCGGGAAGAAAGACAAAGGGGAGGUAGUGUUUGGGGGCAGCGCGACGGGUGUAAAGGAUGAGAAGUGUAUUUUGGCUUCUGCUGUCACGAGUGAGUCCGGAGACAGUGCUCUCGCGGGCUGGAUUGUUGCCGGAGAAAGGGGUCAAGAUGAAGGAGGGGUUCUGGUCGUGGGAGCAGGUCGAGGAGGAGAGGAAGAGGGGUUUGGAAGUUGCAAAGUCAUUUCUUGCGUUGGAUGGAUUGCAUGCGAUGUUUAG